Molecule: messenger RNA, 762 nt
Organism: Rotaria sp. Silwood2
Lineage: Eukaryota; Metazoa; Rotifera; Eurotatoria; Philodinida; Philodinidae
Source: the annotation of a GenBank genome assembly
AUGUACGAUCGAUUUCGACGCGAUCGUAUGCAACCAUGCUGGGUAUGCAAGUGGCUCGAAUGGGAUGAAGACUGGCUGAUUCGCGAGGAGGAUGUCGACACAACGCAAAUUGUAAAACCAGAUUUCUAUCGAUUGAUCGGCGAUCGAUAUGUAGAGUAUGGUGAUGGUGGUGAAUCAUUUCUUGUUUAUCCUGUAUGGAUUCAAGAGUACCUGUCAAUAAAUGAAAAAAAUCGAGAACGUCUUCUGGAGACCCUCCUAACACUUAAUGAAGAACGGCACGAUCAUCAUGCAGCUCCAUCACCAGUUGAAGAUAUUAUCGAUCCAGAUCUACUUGCUUUUCGUCCUCCAUCAUUCGAUCGAACGCAAUGGAUCGAACGUCGGCGACGACAAUUAGAACCAUUAGAAAGAGCAUCGAGAUAUUUCCAGCGUGAUUUAGCCGAUGGAGAAUAUGAUCAGUUAUCGGAGCAUGAACAACUACGAGAUACCUAUCAAUGGUUACCAUCAGAAUUCAUUAUUCAAACAGAUGGUAAAGUAGACAUUCGAAAACCGAUUCUUCAUUUACCAGUAAUACCCAAAUAUCGUCGAACGUACGGUGCAAUCGCACAGAUUUUUCAUGCAAUGUUGCCAAUGUUUCAACAAAUAAAAGUGGUCUCAAAGGAUACCACCAGAGAGCAACGCUUGCAAGUGAUUGUCAAAGCACAAAGUUAUAAUAUGAAAGCCGGUAAGACAGGUUUUGUGGAACUCAAAUAUAUUUUAAAAUAA